This is a messenger RNA of Caenorhabditis sp. 36 PRJEB53466, 9900 nucleotides long. The record is from the annotation of a GenBank genome assembly. NCBI's taxonomy places the organism in Eukaryota, Metazoa, Nematoda, Chromadorea, Rhabditida, Rhabditidae.
AUGUCGAAGAAAGCGGUCAGUCGUAAAAUGACGGAAAAUUGCGACCUUUUCGCGAAAAAACAGACCUUCCAGCGAAAACCUCAUUUAAAACGGAAACCUGCUGAAAAAUCGAAAGACAGUGAUAAUUCCCUGUAAUUAUCAUCGUUCGCACCGAAACUUCGCUCGAAACGGUGCAAAAGUGUGGAAAAGUGGGCGGGAAGAGGUGCGACCGCCCAUCUCUGGCCUCUAUUCGGUUGUUGUACACAGCACCGCGCCGAGCGAGCCGUCCGUCUCACAUUUCUUAUCAAUUUUGUCAUUUUGCCCCGAUUUUUGUGAGUAAAUGCUCGAAAUGCUGACUUUUUCUGAAAUUCCCCCAAACCUUCUCGCUCUGUUCGUCGUUUUCUCCGCGUUUUUGCGAAAAUCUCGCACUUUCUUUUUUAGCAAUUUCACCCCGAUCGGACGGUUCAAACUUGCGAGCGGAAAACAUGGUUGCGGCUGGCGAUGUAGGCAAAAUUGAAAAAUACAAACUUUUAGCCCAGAAACGAAUUUGUCCGCAUAAUUCCCUUUUUUUGCAGAUCAAUGUGCGUGUCACCUCGAUGGACUCGGAACUCGAGUUCGCCAUCCAGUCGAGCACCACCGGAAAACAACUUUUUGAUCAGGUUUGUUUCCCGAAUUUCUUCAAUUUUUUUGUGAACUCAUCAUUUGCAGGUGGUCAAAACGAUCGGCCUCCGCGAAAUCUGGUAUUUCGGCCUUCAGUACACGGACAACAAGGGAUUUCCGACGUGGCUGAAGCUGAACAAGAAAGUGAUGUCGCAGGACGUGAAAAAAGAUCCGACGCUCGUGUUCAAGUUCCGCGCCAAAUUCUAUCCGGAAGACGUCGCCGAGGAAAUUAUUCAGGACGUCACUUUGGUGCGUUUCCCGGCCAAUCUGGAAAAGUUUGAAGAAAUUUUAUGUAAAUAGCAGUUCUCAUUAAUUUUCUGGAGACAUUUUUGAGUGGAAUACUGAUUUUGGCUCAAUCCCCCUUGUUAGUCACUCAACUAUUUGUUUAUUUUUCAAAUUCCUUCCUAUGACCGGAAAAAUGUAAAAAAUGCGAAAAAAUAAUGAGUCAUUGAUAACAGAAAAGUAGUUUUCAACUCUAACACCCGCUAGGAAUGUUAGAAAUUUAAAACAAAAAAUUACAGCUUCAAAAAAUGUUCACAAAUUGAAUGCAAAUUUUUGGCGCUCGUUGCUUGUUCGGUGAAUAUUUCCAGGGCUGGGCAAUUGGUCGGCAAUUCGAUCAGGCCCAAACUUUGCAGGUUUCUUGGACUUGGAUUGAAGUAUAUUGGGUCCAAGUCUCAGACCGUUCGGAUCAUCUGGUCCCGAGCUAUCUGGAUCAGAAGCCGAAUAGGCCGGGUGUUUGCGAAAACUGCGAUCGGGCUGAAAACUUGGACCGAUUAGACUUCAAUGCAAGUCCAAGAAGCCUGCAAAGAUUGGCCCAGGACAAGGGCCGUCCAAUUGCCCAGCUCUGAAUUUUUCUAAAUUUAUAGUCAUCCUCGUCCCCCCUCAAAGAAUCAGAAACAAUUCGCACCGUUGUCCGGUCAAUUUUUGGUUUUUAGUUGUGUGCAUUUUCCCUCUCUCUCUCUCCGAUUGUACGAUUUUCGCACUGAUAAUAGUGUUGCCAUACAAUAUAUACAAAACGCGAAAGUUGUGUGGCAGUGACAACCGGCUUACACGGCCACAAACCACCCGAAAAACGGUUUUCGUCAUGUUGCAAUUGGGAAUUUUCUGGAAGAAAUGAGGAAUUGACGCGAGAAAUUUGGGCAAGAAAGCGUUUCCUCAUCACAUGCUUUUCCGCCCCAAAAAAGCGUCCAAACUGGCCACGGGUUUGUGUAUAUUUUGACGGUGUCGGCUGAUUUGAACGCGAGUAAACAUUGUCCCCGCGUCGACCGAGUUUCCGAUUACGUUCGCUCCGAAAAAGGCACUUUUCGCUCGUUUUCUUUCGACCAAAAAAGAUGGUUUAAUGGUUUGUAAACAGGCGAUGAGCAAGCGGCAAGAAAAUCGGAGAGAAAUUAGUGAGAUGGGUGGUCUUGGAGGGGAUCUUCUUUUUUGCUCCAAUUCUGCACUUUUUGCAAUGAGUCAGAGGCGGAAAUAUAAAAUGAGUAUUAGUCAUUCGCACUCUCGACUGUGUUUGAAUGGAAAAACGAGCGUGACGGUUCUCUUUUUCCCUUUUUUCACUGCCGACACUCUGAGUCAGACAGACGAUAUUUCAGCGCGCCUUUUUUGGAGUAUAUGAACAAAAAAGGAACACUGGGGGGAUUUUAGAAGGAAAAGCUAACAUUUUGGAGCAUUUGUGAGAGUGUAAAGGGAGGAAAAAUGGGAAAUUGAAGGACCAGGGAAACGUGCGAGUUUAACAAACAAGCGGCGGAGCGUUAGCUCGGACCGCGCACCGGGUUCCAAAAGUAUUGUGUAUUAAAAAAAACUGUUUACAGCGUCUGUUCUACCUGCAAGUGAAGGACGGAAUCCUAUCGGACGAGAUCUACUGCCCACCGGAGACCUCGGUGCUUCUUGCCUCGUACGCGAUGCAGGCCAAGUACGGAGACUACGUACCGGAGACUCACAUCGCCGGAACCAUCGCUGGCGAACGGUAAGCUCAUCGUUUUUUGAAAUGGAAGAUGUGAUUUCUAAAUUCUUCUGACAAUUGUUUUACGUUGAAAGCCAUUUUUUGCAAGAGUUUCUAAAUCUUUCCACCAAAUCCAUCAAUUUCUGAAUUGCAGUCUGCUGCCGCAACGUGUUCUGGGACAGUUCAUGUUGAACAGCGAGGAAUGGGAGCGCCGGAUCAUGACUUGGUGGGCGGACCAUCGGGGAACGACCCGCGACCAGGCGAUGCUCGAGUACCUCAAAAUCGCCCAGGAUCUCGAGAUGUACGGAGUCAAUGUGAGUCUAUUUUUGCCGAAAUUUUUUUCUUCGUUUUUUUACGUCAAAAACACAAUUCAACUAGGCUGGUAGAAUAGACGAAACAACGCGCCUGACGAAGGCAAACUGUCGCCUUUCACAAAAAGGUGUCCGUCUAAAAGCGGAAGGCGGAAGGCGUGAUAACGCCCGAGGUAAAAGGGCACGGGUCAGGUCUGGGCAGGCGAUCCGUUUCCCACUGUUUGAGAAAAUUGUUGCAAAAAAUCUGGGGGCGAGAGAAAUAUCAUUUGCGCGGUAAAAAAGAGAGGCAAAGACGAAAAAGUUAAAGGCGCAUAGAAAUAAAUUUGAUGCUAUGCGCCUUUAACUGUCUACCGUCUGCGUCUCUCUCUUCUACCGCGCAAAUGGUAUUUCUAUCGCACUCAGAUUUUUUCUCCGUUUCCAUUGGUUAUCCGCCCAGGCCUGGCACAGGUCGCCUUCUCUGUGAACGCGUCCGACGGCCUUUUUACCUCACUAGGGAAUGGCCCGCACUUACCUUGGGCUUUUGGAAUGGGACCUAUAUGAUUCGAAAGAGAAUUUCACGGAGAAUCCGAAUCUGCUCUCAAUUUUUGCUAAAGAGCACUGGCUGGCGAGAAAAUCUGCCUGUUUUUGCCACAUUUUCAAGCAAGUUCAUCUUCGGCGACCUGUAUCUCAAGAACCACGCGUCCGUUGCAAAAGUGGUCAACUAGUAAGUUAACGCAAAUUAUCUCGGGAAUAACUUUGUAGUUGAUCGUCUAUUUAAAAAAAAAUUAGUUUUCGAGUUAUCGUCGCUUUUUUCUUUGUCGCUCUAGGAAAACAGUUUCAAACUCGAAAACUAAUUUUUUUUUAAAUAGACGAUUAACUACAAAGUUAUUCACGAGAUAAUUUGCGUUAACUUACUAGUUGGCCACUUUUGCAACGGACGCGUGUUUCGGCUCAAAAUGCGAUUCAGUUUCGGCUCAAAAUGAUCGAAUCUACCUCGAAAGUUUAGGAAAUUGAUAGAAUCAAAAGUGAAUGCUAUUUUUUUCCUCUGAAUUCCUCCGUUUUCAGUACUUUGAAAUUCGCAACAAGAAGGGAACGGACCUCUACCUGGGCGUCGACGCUCUCGGACUGAACAUUUACGACAAAUCGGACCGUCUGUCGCCGAAAGUCGGUUUUCCGUGGUCGGAAAUUAGAAACAUCUCGUUCAACGACAAGAAAUUCGUCAUCAAACCUAUUGAUAAGAAGGCUCAUGUAAGUUUGAAUGAUAAGCUCCGAAAAGAGUGAUUCUCUUGCCACGCACUUUUUUCUCCGUGGCAAAUAAGUAUUUGCAAGAUUUUCCAGGGAAUUUGUGGAAAAUUGGGAUAGAAUAUUGAUUUUUCGCAAUUUUCUUAAAGUGAGAUCUUUGAAAAUAUGCACGCUUUCAUGAUAUUAAAUACAAAAAUGAAAAUGAUAUUGCAGGACUUUGUGUUCUACGCGCCGCGCCUCCGCAUCAACAAGCGCAUUUUGGCGUUGUGCAUGGGCAACCACGAGCUGUACAUGCGCAGAAGAAAGCCGGACUCGAUCGAAGUGCAACAGAUGAAGCAGCAGGCGAAGGAGGAGCGCGCCCUCAAAAUCGCCGAGCAGGAGAAGCUCACCAGAGUACGUUUUUCGCACCGAUUCUGCUGGGAGUGUUUCCUGAUUCAAUGAAAAUUGGGUAUUUGAAUGAAUUGCAGGAGAUGUCGGCUCGCGAAGAGGCGGAAGCGCGCCAACGGGACGCCGAGAAGCGCAUCGCCCAAAUGCAGGAGGACAUGGAGCGGGCGCGCAUCGAACUCGCGGAAGCGCACAAUACGAUCCAUUCGCUGGAGUCGCAACUCAAGCAAUUGCAGUUGGCGAAGCAGGCGCUCGAGCUGAAAGAGCACGAACUGAGGGAGCUGACGGCGCAGUUGCAGUCGGAGAAGGCGAUGAGCGACGACGAACGGCGCCGGCUGAGGGACCAGGUGGAGGCGCGUGAACAAGAGGUCUACACGAUGCGGCAGGAGGUCCAGAGACAGACCACCGUCACGCAACAGCUGCAGACACAGGUAACUGAUCUACAGAAUUUUUUCCGAUUUUUUUGGGCCAAGAUUCGUCUGGCAAGAACAGGUGGACGCGUUAUUUAGUUUGAAGAUUUUAUACUAAGAAUCUGAAUUUAAUCAGAUCAUGACUUCGAGACGAUUUAUCCCAUUGCAAAUAAAACUUUUUGAUAUUGCAGAUCUCGACGCAGCAGCACGUGCAACAUUCGUACUCGAACCACCAUAAUCUUUCGAACGGACACGGACACCCACGCGACGAGCAGGCCACCGACGAUGAGGAUAACGGAGCCACUGGUUGGUCGAACAAACACCUUUGAAAAAAUUAUCGCCGCUUCGAAAAAUGUCUAUGUAAAAAUUGCAAAACAUUGAAAAUUUGGUCGAUAAUGAGUACUGAGUCUACUGACUUGAAGAGUGUGUCUUCCGAACCGUUGUUAGUUUUUUUGCUAGUAUUUUAAUUUCAAUUUUUCCUAAUCAAGAAAUCGAUCAAACAAAUAUAUAUGAUUUCCAGAACUGACCAACGACGCCGAUCGGGACGUUCCGCAGCACGAGCUGGACCGUGUCACCGCGGCCGAGAAGAACAUUCAGAUCAAGAAUAAAUUGGACAUGCUCACGCGCGAAUUGGACAGUGUCAAGGACCAGAACGCGAUCACCGACUACGAUGUGCUCCACAUGGAGGUACGGUUUCUUUUAAAAAAGAGCCGGCCGCAUCGGCCGCGUUUCAAUUGAUGUCCAGAUCAGAUUAUCCCAUCGACCAAUGUGCUCCACCGAUUGAAAAAUCUGCUUUUCUCUCUCGAUAAAAAUGGUUGUCUUUUGCAGAACAAGAAGGCGGGACGCGACAAGUACAAGACUCUUCGUCAAAUUCGCGGCGGAAACACAAAACGACGAAUCGAUCAAUACGAGAAUAUGUAAAAUGUCUCUGUCAGACCCUCCAAAAGAAAACUAGGACAAAAAUUCCAUACGUUAGCCCCCAAAAUUCUAUUUUUUCGGUUCUUCUUCCGUUCACUUUCCCCCCAAAAUUCAGUGCCUUUUCACCCUUUAAAAAAAACGUCUCCUGAUUUCCGUGAAUUUUUUGUCCCCCCGAAUAUCUCGGUUUCCCCCCGGCUCCGUCCCUCCACCCCAAUUUGUUGUAUUCGCUCAUAUCUCCCCGAACAAAUUAUCAAUAUUUGCAAAAAUUCGAAUAAUUUAUUCCUCCCUUCCCCAACCGCUUUUCCGCCGCCAAAAAUGGACCUAAUUAUGAUGUUUUAUUUUAAUUUUCCCGGAUUUUCACUUUUUCCCUUCAUCUGAAAAUGCGCAAGACCCUUUCCCGAAAUUCUACGCCUAUUCUCGUGUUUGUGUGAAUUAAAAUAUUUUCUAUGAGUAUUUUAAUUUAAUGUUUCCCAUUAUUAAUCGUCCCUCCGAUGAUAUUUGCUCUGUUUCUUUGUCUCAACUAACUGAUAAAUGUGUGAUAAGUGGAACAAUGGGCUUCUAGUUAAAAUUGUGAACAACUCAAUGGGGAAUACAUUUUUAGUGGAAACAUUGUCAGAAAAAUGAAUUUUUUUUUUGGAAAAUUAGACGCCGCAAUGCUCCGCGAAUUCCGGCCGGCUUCUCAUGGUUUCUGGGUUUGCCAAACGAGGUAAAUCGAUUGAAAUCAAGUAUUUUCAAGUACCGAUGAAAUCCACAUUAUCGGGGGCAUUUGAGAAAAAAUCCGGGUGCGAGAGAAAUGCCAUUUGCGCGGUAGAAGAGAGAGGCGCAGACGAAAAAGUUAAAGGCGCAUAGAAAUAAAUUAAUUUCACUUCACAACCGUUUUUCAAACAGCAGGCUGAAAUAGCACAACCGCGAACUGUCGGCUGAUUGUGCCCGCGCGCGCGCGCUCCGUGAGCCUUCGCAAAUUUCCGAUGCAAAUACACAGAUUCAUCUUUUCCGUUUUCUUGUGUUCAUUCCGAUUGAAACUCACAAGCAGCAACGAUCAUUUCGAUGAAAAUGCUGGCUGAGGGUGUCGAACUCUAGCAAUUCGAUAUUAAUCUAAUUAGAAAGUUACUGAUCUAAACGCGACCUAAUUAGAUUCGACUGUUUUUUCUUGGCGCAAUCGAGAUUUGAGCCAGCAGACGUUGAAACUUGAUUGGAGCACUUAUUAAUCUAGCUAGACAAUUUAUUAAUCUAAUUAGGUGUCAUAUCAAUCUUAUUAGGCCGCCGUUAGAUUAAUAACGAAAUGCCAGAGGAAUGGUGGCGUCCUCAAAUAAAUCGUUUGUAAUCUAGCUAGCUAUUUCUAACCGGACCUAAUUAGAUUGCAAAUUCUUCUAACUGGACUGAUAAAUGUUCUAAUUAAAUUGGCGAAGCUAAUUAGAUUGCAAAAACACUGAUAUUAGAUUCAAAAUUUAUCUAAUUAGAUUAAAAUUUCGGGCAAACCUAGCUGGAUUAUGUUUAGAUUGCAAAAUCAGCUAGCUAGAUUCAGAAAUCUGUAGCAAUCUAACUAGGUCCGGUUAGAAACGAGAACUAGCUAGUUAGAUUAGAAACGAUUUGCCUGAGUCCGGGGUGGAAAUCGAAAAAUGAUUCGACACUGCACAAAUAAUUCAAUUUCUUUUCAGAUUUUUCACAAAAUCCGCCUCAAAAACGUACUAUGAAGUGCUCGGAGUGGAAAAGACGGCGACGUUGGCGCAAAUAAAAUCGGCAUUUUACGAAAAAUCGAAAAAAGUGAGCGAAUUUAGGCGCUUCCAGCAUUUUAUGGACAUUAUUGUAUUGUACAAUUUAUACAAAUUUACGCAUUAUUGAAACCGAUUUUCACAAUUAAAUCACUAUUAUGCCGGAUUCUCGGUGGCGGGUCUCGCACGGAACGAAACUUUUCAAGCUGGGGUUGUGCGCCUUUAAUUUGAGGAGUAUCGAUACGAUAGAUCACACUUCUCCCCAUUUUCUGACAAAAAACUGCUUUCGGACGGAAUGUGAAGUGAGAAAAAAUUGUAUACAAGCCGUCUUUAGUUCAUUUUGUCAAAAUUUGUAACAGAAAGCAGUCUAAAAUCGGCCCACCGUAUCUGCCCUCAAAUUUAAAGGCGCACAACUCCAGCUUGAAAAGUUUCGCUCCGUGUGAGACACGCCGUCGAGAAUCCGGCGAAUGCAUAGUAUUGGGGAAAGAAAAGUAUUUUAGUUUUCCUAAAAUCCAUAUUUCCAAAGUCGCUCUCAUCCUUUCCCAUUACUUUUUUCUCUUUCUUCUCUGUAAAAUCUCCCGUCUUCCGCUCGAAUUCUCCAUUUUAUCAGUGGAGCGCACUUGCAUCCACCCUCGCGUUUACCACCCCGUGUGACCCGCUUCUUGUGUUCUUGUUAGAUAAUACCGAAAUUUUAUUGACGUAGGGAAUUCUUAAACCUUUUCUAGAGCUUCUUCUCAUCUUUUAUAGAACAAAUACACCUUUUUGAUAAGAAAAAGACAAAUUACAUCAUUUUACGGAAGAUAUGACUUUUUUCAAUGAUUUAUCGCAUUAUUAUCAAUUUCAGGUUCAUCCCGAUAAUUUGAGCGACGAUUCGGCGACAUCUCAAUUUUUAGAGCUCAAAAAUGCGUACGAUGUGCUCAGGUUUGUGCGAAAAAAGACUAGCGACAACAAAGUUUUAGUCUUCGUAGUCUUGCUUAUUGCAUGAAUGAGAAAACAGGUCGCCGGACACGUUUUUGUGUACAGAAAAGGCCAGGCAUGUGCAUUUUUACCUCAGUUAUCAUGCCUUCCGCUUUCUGCCGGACACUUUUUAGUGAAAGGCGACAGUCAGCCUACUUUAGAGUCCAAAGUUUCAAAAGUAAAGUAUCAGUAAAAUUGCAGACGACCAGCGGAUCGCCGCCAGUACGACUACCACCUGAAAGGCGGCGGCGGCGGCGCGAAUGGCCGAAACCGACAAUAUCAUCACUAUCCGUACGCGUCGCCGCCCCCGCAGUACGAUUUUGGCAGGUAACGCUCUUUAUAUCUUGAACAUUGUGUUUCUCUAAAAAAACCGACGAUACAUAAUCAUGAAGUGAAACGGAAAUUGUUUGUAGAGACUGGUCGACGUACUGGAGCCAGAACCCGGACAAUUCGAGGGCGACGCGCGAGCAACGCGACAAAUCGUCGCGCGAAUUCAUGAAAUCGAUUGUGAAAUGGACGGCCGUCGGACUGCUUCUCGUCGCCGGAUACAACGGAGGAUAUGUGUACGUGUUAUUCCGGGUCCAUAUGUAUCAGAGAUCAGAGAGGCCGAAAAGGCAGCAAGUUUCGCAAAAGACAGGGCUUCCGGCCUCAAACCUAAUGAUCUAAUCGGUCUGUAACUUGGACCCAACAUUCUUCUCACCAGGUCCAAGAAGCCUGCAGAGUUUGGGCCCGAUUGCAAGUGGGCCAAAAGCCCAGGCCUCAAACCCAGCCCUGAGCACACCCAAUGAUACUUCUAAUUUUGCGUACUUACUACAAAACCAACGAAUACCAUUUCCCUUCUUUUAGAAGCAAUCUCGCACCGUCCCGUUUUCCCUAAAUGCUCAAUGUUUCUACUAAACCGUCAAAACGUUUCCUCCAUGGAAUCACGUAGCAAAACCCAAUACCGUGUAAAAUGAGUUUGAAGGCUUUUGCCGAAAUUUCCCGUUUCUUAUUGCAGAUAUUUGUUGAGUCGGCGCCAAAAACAAUUGGAUAAUCUGAUCGACGAGGACGAAAUCGCCAAAUGUUUCCUACGACAAAAAGAGUUUAAAAAUUCGAAUUACGAAGACUCGGAGGUGAAUUUGAGGGCUUUCUCGAUUAAUAACAAUUUUGUUUGCAGAUUGCCGAGCUCGGACGUCUUCUGAAAGCCGACGUCGACGAGAUUUGGAAGACGAAGACGCAGAGAAAUUCGAACGAAAUUCGAGAGGAAUAUCGGUGAAAAUGCAAACGAUCCUUUGUCGUUCGAUAACAAAAAAAGUUCCAGAUGGUUCCGCGCGGUCCAAGACAGCGAUCACAUUCGAUCGGUGAAGGAGAAACGGAUGGAAAGACGGGAAAAAGAGCGGAAUAAAUGGAGGAACGAGACGGAAGACUGA